Puntigrus tetrazona (Sumatra barb) is the source of this 1533-nucleotide messenger RNA. RefSeq names its product SAP30 binding protein (gene sap30bp). The transcript has 11 exons. The coding region runs from base 27 to 941 and encodes 304 amino acids. The record is from RefSeq and is a predicted model, not a curated record. NCBI's taxonomy places the organism in Eukaryota, Metazoa, Chordata, Actinopteri, Cypriniformes, Cyprinidae. Gene Ontology annotation, cellular component: nucleus. Gene Ontology annotation, biological process: regulation of DNA-templated transcription.
GUCAUUAUUGUGCGCCAGUGCUAAACAUGGCGAGCGGUAAAAAGAACGUUCUCUUUUCAUUAGCUGCUUAUGGAGACGGUUCAGAGCCGGAUUCAGAUCCAGACACGGAUGAUCAAGAAUCUCAUGGUGGGUUGGUGUCAUCUGGUUACGGAGAGGAUGAUGUGAGUCGUGUGGAGGAAGCAGAGGAAAAGCCCUCGGAGAAUGAGGACAGUGAUGAUGACAGCACUAGAAAUUCGGAAGAGGAGGAGUCAGACUCGGGGCGGACCCAAGAUGAUGUGAAGGACGUCACAGAAGUCGAGGUUAAGGACCCCAAUGAGCUCGUUGCGCAGUUUUCAGAGAAGGUUCGGAAUAUGUCUCCAGAUGAGAUCAGAAUUCCUCCUGAACCUCCCGGGCGUUGUUCCAGUCAUCUGCAGGAAAAGAUCUUUAAGCUUUACGAGCGGAAGCUUCACGGAGACUUUGAUACAAACAGCCAUAUACAAAAGAAGAAAGAGUUUCGCAAUCCAAGUAUUUAUGAGAAGCUUAUCCAGUUCUGUGGUAUUGACGAACUUGGAACCAAUUAUCCAAAAGACAUGUUUGAUCCCCAUGGUUGGUCAGAGGAUUCUUAUUAUGAGGCGCUAGCCAAAGCUCAGAAGGUGGAAAUGGACAAACUGGAAAAAGCUAAAAAGGAAAAGACCAAGAUCGAGUUUGUGACGGGCACCAAAAAAGGUACUACCACUAAUGCGGCAGCUUUGGCCACGAACACAACAACUGCUUCUUCCACAGAUGCUCAGAAGAGGAAGAGCAAGUGGGACUCAGCAGUACCAGUGACCCUGGCUCAACCCACCCUCCUCACCACCACUGCCACCCUCCCUGGAGUCGUCUCUGUGACCACAACAGCCAGCGGCACCAAGACCACAGUCAUCUCUGCAGUGGGAACCAUUCUCAAAAAAGCUAAGCAAUGACACAGAAAAGGCAGGGGGGUUUCGCUUCAGGCUGCCAGAUCGAUUAGUUAACGGCCGUUGCACAUGUAAACGUAACAAGUCCUGCUGUUUCUGCUUGAGCAACAAUUGUUUUUUUAACGGUCAGGCAACUGGAAUAGAUGGUGUUUCCUCAUUUUCAGAAAGUGGAAAUCUCUGGAUAUAAUAUAUCGUAUCAGACAUCCGUGUUCCGAUUCAAAAUGCAUUCAUCUGAUGGCUGCUUCUGUUUUUUUUUUAAUUGAUUUAAAUGUCUUGGUUGUCUUUGCUCAAAUGGUUUCAUGUUUUGCAUAGGUCAUGUCCCACAGAACACCAAUUAAACAUCACCAGAGGAUUAAUUUAUCUUAUUAUAACAGUGACUAAUCAGGGCUAUCUUAUCACAUUUAUUAUAAGACAAAGGGUCUUAUAUUUUGGUGCAAGUUCAUUUUUACCUUUUUCUGUCAUUUAUGUCUUUUUAUUUCAUUUUAGCACUGUAAGUUUUUUUUUUUUUUUUUUUAAGUGUAUAUAUUAAAGUGACUCUGGCUUCUCUAUAGCUCAGAAGUGUAAAAAUAAAUGUUUUUUUUGUAUAAUUGCAAAUCUG